GGCCGGGGUCGCCGCCCGUGUGCCCCUCGGGAGCGACCCCUGACCCUUGACCCCUGACCUUUGACCCCUCCCCGCAGCCGCCAUGGACUUCCGGGACAUUCUCAUGGUGGCCUCCGAGCAGCAGGGCCUCAGCAGCGUGCCGAAAAGGUACAGUUUGGCGGUGGGACCCCCGAAGAGGGACCCGAAGGUGAAGGGCGUGCAGUCGGCGGCUGUGCAGGCCUUCCUGAGGCGGAAAGAGGAGGAGCUCAGGAAAAAAGCUCUCGAGGAGAAAAAGAAGAAGGAAGAGCUGGUGGCCAAGCGCAUCGAGCUGAAACAUGACAAGAAAGCCAGGGCCAUGGCCAAGCGGACCAAGGACAACUUCUACGGCUACAACGGCGUGCCCGUCGAGGAGAAGCCGAAGAAGAGGCAGCCGGGGGAGGGCCCCGGGGAGUCCCCGCCGGAGGAGGAAGCGGAGAUGGACGGCGACGACGACGUGCCCGGCGAGUCGGAGCCCGAGGACUCGGAGGGGUACGAGGAAGAGCCGGAGCCCCCCCGGGCCGGCGGCGGUGGCGGCAAGGCCAAGCCCGCUCCCAGAAGCGCUCCGCCGCCCAUGAACUUCUCCGAUCUCCUCCGGCUGGCCGAGAAGAAGCAGUACGAGCCGGUGGAGAUCAAGGUGGUGAAGAAAACCGAGGAGAGGCCCAGGACGGCGGAGGAGCUGCGGGAGAGGGAGUUCUUGGAGCGGAAGAACAAGAGAGGCGACCGGGGGAAAGAAGGCAGGAGGCCCGAGAGAGAGGCCAGGGCCGGGCCCGGCCCGGCCAAGAAGGGGCCCUCGCAGAAGGAGGCGCCGCCCCCCACCAAGACGGGAAGGGGCCCUGGCCAGAGGCCGGCUGUCGCCGCCGCCGCCUCCUCUAAGAGAAGCCACCCCCACCCCGUCGCUGGCCCCGAGAGGAAGUCGAGACCGGCGGCUCCCAGCGAGAAGCACACCCGCCCGGCGCCCGCCAAGCCCCAGGCCGGGCCCGGCGAGGGCCCCAGACCCGUGUCGGCCGGCGGCCACGGGAAACCUCUGGUCAACGGGGCCGGAAAGGCCCGGCCCGGUAGCGCCCCGGCCCCCGGCCCGACGAAGGUCUCUGCCGGUGGGGCCCAGAGGUGUUCCGGUGAGCAAGGCCCCAAGAGACCCGCUGCCUCCCAGCUGAGCCAUUCCAGGCCCGGGCCCGGACCCCACAACGGGGCAAAGCUUUCCAGUGCCAAGAGGCCGAGCGGCGGGGCCGGCUCGGCGCCGGGGCGGCCCGACCCGAGCUCCUCCCGCCCGGCGGGCGGCCUGGGUUCCGGCCCCGGCCGGCCCGCCGGCCACUCCGCCUCGGGGGCCACCCCGUCGGUCUCGGGGCCCGGGCGGCCCGGGGGCGGUUCCGGCGGCGGGCCGGGCCGGACUGGUAACGGCCCGGGCCCCGGAAGGCCGGCCGCGGGGCUCGGCCCGGGGAGGCCGAACGCGGGCCCCGGGCGGCCGGCCGGCGGGCUCGGUCCGGGGCGGCCGGCCGGCGGGCUCGGCCCGGGGCGGCUGAGCUCGGGCCCCAGCAGGCCGGCCGGCGGGCCCGGCCCGGAGAGGACCAAUGCGGCGGGCACCGUCCCCCCGACCAGGCCUCGCUGCACCGUCGUGUCGGAAACCAUCUCCUCCAAGAACAUCGUCACCCGGCCCGGCCCCGGAAGGAUGGACGGGAUGCGGCCUCCGCCGCCCGGCACCAGGCCCGGGGCUCAGUGGCGAGGUCCUCCCGGGCACCCGCUCCCCCACACGGGCUACAAGCGGCACCGGGAUUUCGACGACGACGAAGAGGAGUACGACUCCGAAAUGGACGACUUCAUUGACGACGAGGGAGAGCCUCAGGAAGAAAUAUCCAAACACAUCCGAGAAAUCUUCGGCUACGACCGCAAAAAGUACAAAGACGAGAGUGAUUAUGCCUUACGGUACAUGGAGAGCAGCUGGAAAGAGCAGCAGAAGGAGGAAGCCAAGAGUUUGCGUCUUGGGGUGCAAGAGGACCUCGAAGAGAUGAGGCGGGAGGAGGAAGAACUGAAACGCCGAAAAGCCAAGAAGCUGAAGCUCCGUUAGCAGUUUGACCUCCUGAGGGUCCCGGGGGUCUGUUUCCUCCUGCCCCUGCCUCCUGUCUGUCUGUUCUACCUUCUGUUGUGUGUUAGAGGAUAAAAGAGGUGGAAGGGAAGAAAGCACUGAGAAAGUAUUUAUUUUUAAUACUUGCCAGGGUUGCGUUUUGGUUUUUUGUUGGUUGGUUUUUUGUUUUUUUUUAAUAGAGAAAGCAACUCCACUGAACGCUUCUUUAAAUUCCCAAAACACCAGCCGACGAGCUAUGCACUCGGACACCGUAGCGGGCCGGUCCAGCUAGCCACUCUGACAUUUAGCUAGUCGGCCCUCAAAGAGACCACUCUGCCCCGACUUGAGGGGGAGGACCCAAGUCCCGAGUCACGGAGUUGUUCUCUCCUCCCGGGAAUGACUCCGGUUCCAGGCCUUUCCCGCCGACGGAGUCAGCAGCGAAGCCACCCGCCCUCUUCCUUGCUCACGGAUCGGAGCAACCGGGGAUCUCUGCGCCAUUGGAAAACGCGGAUGUCGUUCGUAGCGAUUUGAAGUUUAAAAAUGUAAUCAAAUUACACUGGGCUCCCACCUUAUUCCGCAUUGCCCGCCGAGUUUUCUCAAUCCCCAAAACGGAGCUUAUUGGGGAACCAGAACUCUGUGGCGACUGGAACCAGAGUACGAGCUAGGUUCCGGAAUAUUCCUCUCCCCCACCCCACCUUUUUUUCCUCAUUCAGAACCAUUCCUGAUCAAUCCCACUUCCAAAUACGUUGAAAGAAGUAGAAGUCCCUACGCAGAGACAUAUUUUGUCCGAAAAAUCCAUUUUUGUAUUGGAUAGAGUAUAUCAAAAAUAAAGCCGCUAUUUUAUUCAGAGAUCAGCCCUGCGGGAUUCAUCUAAAAGUGAUGUGUGGCGUUCUUUUUUUUUUUCCUUUUUUCCCCCCCCGCCCCCAAAGAGAUUUUGGAAAUCCCCUUUCAGUUUUCAAUUUUCAGUGCCUCUGUUGAUUUUUCACGACUUGGCAUUUAUGGUCUUGAAUCAGACAUCAAUAAAUCAUAAAGAGUCGUAAAUGCUGGUCCUAACGGCCGAAAACCAAAAACCCAAACUGUGCGCGCGUGUAGUGUGUGUGUGUUUCAAGAGUAGCCCACCUGCCAUAUUGCACAUUGCGUUCACGCUAUGCACUGUGAAGAGACUCGUUUUUGCUCUCUGGAGGCUCCGGUGAGUUUCCCCGACGGAGUCACGGCUUCUCCUCCCUCCUCGCCCCAGCCUUCGUUCUGGCUUCCCUCGUCCCGGGCUCUCCGAGCGCCCGGCGCGUCGGCGAUACCCGUCCGCGCCACGGAAAGCUACCGGGCGUGGAGAUCGGGGGGCAGCCCCUGGAUUCAGCCGGGAGACCCGGACCGAGGAAAAGGCCGGGAGACGGAAGCCCGGAAAAGGCAGGAGUCGGGAACCCGGAGCAGCGUCUUCCAACCGAGGGUAAAGUUUCUUCCGUCGGAUGGAGAGGCCGCCUCAGCGGAACGCGGCUUUGCUUCCAGAGGGGUCGGCGGGGGAGUUGAAGAACUGACCGAUCGCCGGAGGAAGAGGGAUCGGGACCUCGUUUCCAACUGAAGCGACUUUCUGCGUUCAUUCCCUCCAUCCCUUAGGUCCCCUUGCCCUGCCUGGGGCACUUAAGGGGCACCAGUUUGGGCACUAAACGCAUCGGCACGGUUGGCGGGACCAGAUGAUUCUGUUCACAGCAUCGAGCGAGAUCAAGUGGGCCUUGUUCUCAUUCAAAUAGCCGCGGACCCCCACACCUGUGUAUCCACCCCGGUGCUUAGUAAAGUGCCUGGCACACAGUAAGUGCUUAACAAAUACCACAAUCAUUAAUAUUAUUAUUAUUAUUAAAGCCAGUGACAAAGAGCAUGAGCCUCUUUACUCAGAGAGAUGAAGAGAAUCCUGGUUUCACCUCCCAACUCUUCCGCUCUUCUGAAAGCUUCCUCUUGAUUCUCUCCCUCUCUGGAAACUAGUAAAACUGGCAAAGUCUUCGGAGGUUCUUUGCUUUUAAACAAAGUGCCAUCCUCCUGCCAACGCAGUGCAUACUUUUUCCUCUUUUUUUUUUCCUCGUAGAGUAGAUGGCUUUGAGAUUUAUUUUGGACGUUGCGCGUGCAUUAAAAAAACGAGAACUUUUGAAGACCCGACGGUCGAGGACUCGGUCGUAGAUGACGUUUCCGUGACUCCUCCUGUACUGACGGCAGGACGGUUCUGAGAAAGCCGGGCCUGUCUUCAGAUCCAGUCUUGCUUCCAAACCCGUGACUGCUGCUCCGUCAAACAAUUCAUUUUAUUCGAGGCAUCUUCACCCAACGACUCGUAAGCCUUGGGAUGUGAGAAACUGGAAAAAUGCCUGCCUGUUCAUACGGGGGAUCACACGUUAAGCUAUUGACUUGAACGAUGUAGAUUAAAACACUUUUGCUUUUUGAAUUUUCUUAUUCAGUGUCUGAAGAGGUGCCUUUUUCCUAGGUAACGUUAAUUCACGAAUGUAGGGAAAAAAAUUAAAUAGGUGCAGCCUUCUUGAAUAUUGAUGGUGUGACGGGAAAAGUAGUUUUCAUAAAACCUUUCAAGUGGAGCUUUGAUUGCACCAGUUACUUGCCUGUGAUGUUGCUAAAUCAGUCAGGGGACUUUGUACCGAAGGCUGCUCUCUGAGAUCUCGGUAUUCCUGGCCUCUCCGUGUCUGUUGGCAAACCGUAAAUUCAAUUCCAAAGACAGCAGGAGACCGGGAUACCGCGUAUCCCAGGCAGCCUUAGACUGAGACUGUGCGCUGGGGAGUAGAAAAGCUUCAAAGAGGGAAUCAGCCCGCCCUGAGAAGAGGUCGAGAUGGAAUCUGUGUUAUGUCAACCCCGAGCUUUUCCCCCCGAAAAUCUCGUUUUUAUUCUGUUUUGUGGCUGAGGGGUAUUUCUGAGGGACAGCAGGAGACCAAAACCCACUGGGAAAGAGAAUAACUCUACGAAGAGAGGCUGGUGUGUUAUUUACCAGGUGACGAAUGUAUCCGAAUGCUAUUUAUUUGGUGAGUGGACGCGAUGCAAUAUUAAAGUGGCAUUGUGGGCGAGGGAGGGGGCGUUCCAGAUCCGGCCUAUGCCUUAGGGGUGAACGUUUGUACAAUUCGUUGUGUCUUUUCGCACAAUGGGACAAAUCAGGUAAAAACCUUGACGUAGCUUAGUGGCUUCUGGUGCUGUUGAAAGUACGUGCAAAGAGAUGAUUCACUCUUGCGUGUGCAGGGUACAGGUGAAACUUUUGACAGUUCUGUAUACAGUACAAUAAAACAGGCAUUAAAAUGCUUUAUUACUUU
This is a messenger RNA of Tachyglossus aculeatus (Australian echidna), 5367 nucleotides long. RefSeq names its product SPT2 chromatin protein domain containing 1 (gene SPTY2D1). The transcript is spliced from 6 exons. The record is from RefSeq and is a predicted model, not a curated record. Gene Ontology annotation, biological process: regulation of DNA-templated transcription; nucleosome assembly. Gene Ontology annotation, molecular function: DNA binding; histone binding. Bases 83 to 2080 code for a protein of 665 amino acids. NCBI's taxonomy places the organism in Eukaryota, Metazoa, Chordata, Mammalia, Monotremata, Tachyglossidae. Gene Ontology annotation, cellular component: nucleolus.